AUGCACCAAAUUGACUUCGAUGAGCAAUCCCUCCACGGUCUUGCCUCAAAGACUGUUAUCGUCACCGGUGGAGCAGGCGGCAUUGGCUCCGCAACAGCCAGGAUCUUCAACGAGCAUGGCGCGAAUGUAGUCAUUGCUGAUGUCCCAGCCUCUCAGCCCCUCGCGGAGAAGUUGGUCGCUUCGCUUCCACACCCUUCACGCGCGAUGUACGUCCCGGUAGAUAUCGUCGAUUGGGAACAGAUGCAGGAUCUGUUUAAGUGGGCUGUGAAACGGUUUGGUUCUAUCGAUACGGUCGUCGCGAAUGCCGGGAUCAUGGAGUCCAAGAGUGUUCUUGAACUAGAUGAAAUAGAUGAGAAGGGGGAGUUGAUGGAGUCCAAGGAAGCGUUUGAGGUUAUUGAUGUUAACGUGAAGGGGACGUUUAAUACAUUGCGACUGGCUAUGCAUUACAUGAAAUCUCUGCCUGGCACUUCCGAGCCCAAAUCCAUUAUCAUGGUCUCCUCAAUCGCGGGCUACUGUGGCGGAGCCGACCUGACAGCCUAUACCACCUCCAAGCACGCGAUCAUUGGCCUCCUUCGCGAUGCACACAAGGCGGCAACGAAGAACAACAUCCGUCUCACGGCCAUCGCGCCUUCGUUGACCCCUUCGCGUCUGACAGCGGCUUUGUGCGAGCCAUGGAAGGAAGCUGGCUAUGAGACAAGCACGCCACAGGCAAUGGGGGAGGCCAUCGCGCAGUGCUCGGUCGAUAAAUCGAUCCUUGGCGGGAGCUGUAUUUUGGUUGCUCAUAAACUUCGACGCGAGCUGGAGUUGACGAGAGCUGGUCUGAUGGGACAAUGGAUGGGAGAUGAUGCCUUAGGACUGGUGACAGGGGACUUUGAAAUGGUCUCUACAACCUUCCCCCUUCCUGGCGUCACCCACGGCAAACGCAUCCUAGCCAGCGUCAUCGAAUCCUGCACCCAAGACGGUCCUGACACUAAGCCCUGGAUCUCACUGCCUGUCAACAACGAUGAUCUCUCCGCUGGCUUCCGAGACAUCAGUUUUUGGCAGUUGAACAACGCCACAAACCACGCUGCCCGCUGGCUCAGUCAGGCUCUUCCGGCCACGACCGAGCCGUUUCAAUGUUUCGCCUACUCUGGGCCCAAGGAUCUAUGA
Aspergillus affinis is the source of this 1149-nucleotide messenger RNA. RefSeq names its product SDR family NAD(P)-dependent oxidoreductase. NCBI's taxonomy places the organism in Eukaryota, Fungi, Ascomycota, Eurotiomycetes, Eurotiales, Aspergillaceae. The record is from RefSeq and is a predicted model, not a curated record. The transcript has 4 exons. Gene Ontology annotation, molecular function: oxidoreductase activity. The coding region runs from base 1 to 1149 and encodes 382 amino acids.